AUGCCUUUCUCUACUCUCGCCAAGGAAAUUAUCCUAUUAAUCCUAGAAGAACUCGACGAGCUGUCCGUCUUCAAUUGCUGUAAGGCGUCUCGAGAUGUCUUCUUAAUCGUGUCUGGAACAACCGCUUUACGAUACAAAUACGAACUGGCACUGCGAGGCAUGAGGGAUGGCCCAACAAGCACCGUGUCCGUCCGCGAUCGUCUGGCACGACUUCUUGCUCAUCAGACUGGCUGGGCCACACUGAACGAAUUCCACUUGGACGCAUUACGCACGACGCCGCCCACCAUCAUUGGUGUCUCAGGCAACUUCCUCUAUCACGCCAGCGAAACCGGGAUACCAAACGCCGCUUUCCAGUGGACUCUCCGAAUAUUCGAGCUGCGCUCGUACCGAAGACCGGUAUCCACACCCUUACUCUACCGACAAUAUAAUGUUCCCUUCGAUAUUCGCAAGAUCGCUAUAGACCCUACUCAAAAUUUAAUGGUUCUUGGAGAACUUCACUUUCCAACCAAUAAUACGGCCAUUCUGGCGCAUAUCUACUUCUUCGAUCUCAUGGUUGCUCAAAAGCAUGCUCGCGCUAGCCAACUACGCUUUACCUUCCCGACAGAUUGGUGGGGCACUCAACCCGCAGGCCAUCGCAUAUCUAUCAAGCAAAUCGAGAUAUACGGAGAUCACGUCGGCGUGUCUCUCCAGUUUGAGAUUGUCGAUGGCGAGCAUGCUACCGAGCUCCUCGUUGUGGAUUGGGUCAACAGCGCUAGUAGACAGAGAAGAUACGCUGGCGAAAUGCUUUCAUUUGAUAUCAUCAGCGACUCGCGACUCCUGGCAAUUUCCCAGCCAGACGUGGACCAGGAUUCGGACAGCGAAGGCUCGGGCUCGGGCUCGUCUUGGGAGCGCACGUCCGAUGGCCUCUACGCCAUCGAGCAUGGCUUAGAAGCACCACGCUUAUCCAUCUUUGACAACAGCAGUCUCGCGUCCCACCCACAGAUCGGUCACUUCCGCACCUUCGAGUUCCCCGAUUUCUGUAAAGCUGUAUCGCUCGUUAAGAUCUAUCCAAACGUGUCCACCAAGGCUACCUCUGGCAUCUCUCCCGGCACAACGUUCUUUUCCGACCCCUCCAAGCGUCUCUUCGUUGUCUUCGUUCAGCUCAAGCCGGACAGCAUCCCUGCUGGCUACUCUCGCAACCUCCUCUUCGUCGUCCCCGAGAGCCUUUUCGGGCUCGUGGAUGGAACGCCGGGCGAAGAAUUCCUCCGCUGGGAAGAAUGGCAGGAUCACUGCACCAUCGUCAACAUGCCGGACGAGGGGGACUCGAUCAAGGUCGUCGGGCAGCGCGUCGUCCUGCUUGAAAACACGCGAACCUGCGGUGACAACGGCACACCCGUACCGAGCUUGCUCCAUAUCAUCGACUUCAACCCGCACGCGGCGGAGAUCAUGGGCUCGAUGGCGCAGUCGCAGUUGCAGGCGGAGCCGCCGUGGUUUUGGCACGGGAAGCUGCCUGCAAUCUCGCAUGUGGGCGAGAAUGUGCCUGUUCCGUAUGUGUGGACGAGGAGCGAGUAUUGCCAUGAUAUAACAUGGGUUGAUGCCACGGAGGAUAAUCUUGUGAUUUACAAGGAGUACGAAGGCGAAACCAUGGUCAAAGUCUUCACCUUCGGCAACGAACCGGAUGUCAACGGCGGCGGUCCCUCGAGCAUAUAG
Coniophora puteana RWD-64-598 SS2 is the source of this 1689-nucleotide messenger RNA. RefSeq lists its product as uncharacterized. The record is from RefSeq and is a predicted model, not a curated record. The transcript has 5 exons. Lineage: Eukaryota; Fungi; Basidiomycota; Agaricomycetes; Boletales; Coniophoraceae. The coding region runs from base 1 to 1689 and encodes 562 amino acids.